Messenger RNA from Cryptomeria japonica (Japanese cedar), 4233 nucleotides. RefSeq lists its product as uncharacterized. Bases 1980 to 2981 code for a protein of 333 amino acids. The record is from RefSeq and is a predicted model, not a curated record. Lineage: Eukaryota; Viridiplantae; Streptophyta; Pinopsida; Cupressales; Cupressaceae. The transcript has 2 exons.
UCCUCCAAGAGAGGCACCCCACUCUUUUUUGGACACCUUGUGCAACACAUGUCCUUGACCUUCUCUUGGAGGACAUAGGAAAACUUGAGUGGGUGACUCCAGUUGUGGAAGAUGCAAGGAGGAUCACCAAAUAUAUUUACAAUCACCCUUGGGUCCUACAUUUGAUGAGACAACACACCCAAGGGAAAGAUUUGGUGAGAGCUGGUGUCACAAGGUUUGCAACGAUUUUCUUGACGUUGCAAAGCCUUCUUGCUGCAUUGACUUCUUUGAAACAAAUGUUUGUGAGUGGAGAAUGGCUUAACUCACCUUAUUCAAGGAAGUCUGAAGGAGAGGCUGUCGCAUGCAUAGUCUUCGACAGCCAAUUUGCACAAAGGGCUGCAGAGAUUGUGAAGGUGUCAGAGCCCUUGGUUCGAGUUCUUCGCUUGGUGGAUGGGGAUAAAACCCCAAUGGGAUAUCUUUAUGAGGCCAUGGAUAGGGCCAAGGAGUCUAUCAAAAAUUACUACAAGGGGGAUAGGCUCAAAUUUGAUCCCAUUUGGGAAAUUGUUGAUAGGAGGUGGAACAAUCAGCUCCACCAACCCAUUCAUGCAGCAGGGUACUUCCUCAACCCUCGUUUUAGGUUUGGGGGUUCUGUUGAUGUGUUUUUUGUACACGACCAAACACAGAAUAAAAUACCUAAAAGGUACCUUAUCCUCUCUUGAGCAAAGUUUCUGACUGCUGAAUAUCUUGCCGAAGGAUCAGUCAGAGUAACUCCAAGGUUCUGUUACGUAGGAUCUCUACGUGUGGAUAAGGUACCUUUUAGGUAUUUUAUUAUGUGUUUGGUCGUGUACAAAAAACACAUCAACAAAAUUGGUGCUAGAAGGAGGGCUGAUCAUUGCCAAACCAUGAUCAGUGGAACUCAUCAAGUCAUAUUUAGAAAAGAUAUCCAGAGCUUUUUUAUCCUCCUCCACGCUCGACAGAAUUGAAGCAGAAGAAAGGUAAGCGAAUGCGAACUCUUGAAUCCAAGGAAGAUCAAUGGAAAGCCUUUUCUCAAACACUCGACGAAAGUGAUACAGAGAAGGAAGGUGAUCGCUAGGUCGUCAGUUGGACUUAUGAAAGAAGGAAGCAAGCUGGAACCAAUUGAGCUUCAAGUUGAAUCUGAGAUAUUCUAGAUCUCUUUUUAUUCGAGAAAAUCCAAAAAAAAAGUGAAAAACCAAAAAAUCCAAAAAAAAAAAAAGUGAAAAAUAGAAAAUCCAAAAAAAGUAAAAAAAUCAAAAAAUAAAAAAGUAAAGAUUUCUCAUGGAGCAACAACAGUUUCACGAUGAGCAACAAGUUGAUUUCCCUGAACUUUGGUGGAGAUUAGAUACACAACUUUAUCCACGCAGAUUAUUUGAGUUUGCAAGACCAGGGCAGUGUCGAGUUCACGAGACAGAGGAGCAUGAUGAAAUGCAUUGCUUGAAGUACUUAUCAAGGAUGGAAUCGGUAGCGUAGGGAAAAAUCUUCUUUUGGGAUGUCCCCAGGCCAGAAACAGAAGAAGGCAGCUUCAGUGUCCUAGAGAUCAAGGAUCCUCUUCUAAGCUUCUUGUGGAUGAUUGAGAGUCGGCUCAUUUUGAAUGGUGAAAUGCGUUUAGAAAACAUAUUGCUACCAUUGUGGUGUAGAAUUCACAACUCACCUCACUCUGAAUUUACUUGCUCAGUAUGUGAAAUGGCUAUCAAUCAAGUCAGAAACCAGUUUGGAAUGCCAACUUUGUCCGAGGAAGAAUGCAUUAUUAACAGAUCUUGGGGUGCACAUCUCGCAGUUGAAUUCAGGAGGACCUAUGAACAGGACAUUGCUCCAGCAUUUGAUUGUGAGAAGGAUCAGUUGUACGUUGACGAUACAAAUGCACUUGAUGAACAAAAGUUGAAGAAUCAGUUGAGAAUACUCAAGCAGUGAUAAAGGAAGAUCCAGGAGUUGAACAAGCAAUUAAAGGAGAAGAUGACUCAUUCCUUGAAGAAUUCUUGUUUAUGCUACAAAAGGAGAUCCUUGAGAUUGAACCGCAGGAGGUUUCAAAUGGCCUCAUUGAAGAAGACAAUCAAGUUGAGAUGUUGAACAAAGAGAUACAAAUCAUCAUAAGUGAGCCCAGGUAUGAAGAACAAUUCAAAGGGGCGCUUGAAGAUUUCAUCACCAUUAUGUUAUUUGAGGAAGCAUUGAAAGAUCUUGUAGAGGAAACACAAGUGGAAUCACUCCCCAAUUUUUUUCAAGAUAGGCAAGUUGCUGUGACUGAUAUGAUCCAUCAUCAGCUCCGACCUCCUGAGACUAUGCUUGAAGAUGAGACAUCACCUGAGAUUAUCUUUGAUCAACUAGAGGAAAUGUUUGAGGCUCAAUCCAUCAUGGAGUGCUUGGUUUUUGAAGAUAUGCUAACAAAAUUUCAUGAAGAUGCUUGGUUUAUGCAAGAUAUCUCAGUGAAAAUAGAGAAUCUUGAGUUAUUCAAAGGGGCGCUGAGCUUGUUUCAAGAAGAACUUCCUAAUCAAGAUCAACAUGUUGUGGAUGCUCGUGGAAUAGUUCAUCAUCAAUGGCGACCUUCUGAAGUAGCUGGUGACCUCUCUUCCGACAAUACAGUUCCGUCUGAGCCAGAAAUGUGUCAGGUUGUCUCUUUCCUUAAUCCUAGCCUUGAAAGUUAUUAUGAUUUUGAUUACGGGGAUUUUGGGAAAACAACUUGCAUCUGGAUUGAUCAUGGCCCUAAUGAAUUACCCCAGUUGAUCAUUUUGAGUGAAAAUUUGCCUGAGUAUGAGAUAUGCAUGGUAAGAGUUUGCCUUUCUGUAUUUAAGGAUGAAUUUGCUCGGUUGAGAACCAUCACGUUUGCCAUGCUCUUGUUGCACAACCUGAGAAAUCAUGUGAAGUCAUGUAUAUAUUUUGCUUCUUUGAGUCGUGUUGAGUCUGGGGGUCUUGUAUAUAGGUUUGGAGUAGGUUUUCUUUUCGUGUCUUUAGUUAGAGGUCUUUUGAGCCUUGUUCUUAAUUUGCCUUGAGUCAUUUGACUCAUGAUUCUCAAGUGGCUCGGGUAGCCUGUCGUUUGUUUUAGUUUAGUUUGCUUUUGGUGUGCGCUUUAGCUUAGUUUGCCUUGGGUCAGUCCGUCGGUCAUUUGCUUUAGUUUAGGUGUCUUGAGUGGGAGCCUCCAUCUUGUGAGAAAGGCGUUUGUGUUGUUUCUCGCACACUGGCUACAUCCUGGAUCUUAUGUUACUCAUUUCUUAGAUAUCUAUUCAUGAAGUGCUCGGAAUCCGAGGUUGUUCCUCUCCAGCUUUAUCAUCUGAUCAGGACCUGUAUUUGACUUAGAGGGGAAUCAUUUUCUGUAUCUUGAUGCCGACAUCGGUUGAUUACUAUAUCUUCACAAAUUAAUAGAUUCCGAGUCAUUAUGGUUUUUAGGCUAAGCUGUGAUUGGUGAAAAAUCUAAAAUCUGGCUUCAACGCCACUGCAAUCCUCAAACCCUAGUAAGCUUCACUGCUUACGAGCCAAAGGAAUUGACGGAAUGAAAAAGCAAUAUCAAAAGGAAAAAAUGAGAAAUGAAAGAAAAAAAAUCUAGAAAAAAUGAAAUGAAAUGAAAUAUCAAAAUUGGCUAAAGGGAACAUAUGAGUAACUUCAUCGGGGCUAUGGACGCCCGACUGGCAAUGGAGCAAUGUUCGUGAGCUUGCGACGAUAACGUCGUCGGGACUGUAGACGUCUGACUGGCAGCGAGGCUCUAUCCAGGAUGCUUUUGAGGUUCAGAUAAACUACGUAGCUAAUCACAGGGGAACCUGAAGGUCAUAAUUGUCUUGUCAAGAGGAAUGAGUACACUUGCACACACCUGGGUAAUCAAAGACUAAGUGUCUAGAUCUAGUUAAAGAUUUUCCUUCUACUUUGAGUGCAUUUUCUAGUCUCUUGAUAAGUUGGGUUGAAUUUUCCGGAGGUUCUAAGUGUCAGUUGAGUCUUUAUCUCUGAAAUGUUCAGGAACAUUUAUUCAAGGUGGCGCUAGAUGUUGUGAUGUAUUCACACAUCGCCCCAUUGCAAAUGGGGACCCCUGCUUUUUGCUUUCUAGGGUUUGUUUUCUAGGUCUUUUAGGGUUUUGUCUGUUAGCCUUUCCAGGAUGAGUGUUGUCGAGGGGAUCAAUAGGAUGGUAGGCUUUGCUUGAGCCAGGGGAGUCAGCAGGUGCUCCAGGUUAGGAUUUCUUUGAGAGUCUUCCUUAGGGCCUGGUUUUGUUCUUGUUGCUAAUUGUGUCUUGCUUUGUGAGUGGGUAUCAUUCUUGAA